Messenger RNA from Blastomyces gilchristii SLH14081, 1997 nucleotides. RefSeq lists its product as uncharacterized. The transcript has a single exon. NCBI's taxonomy places the organism in Eukaryota, Fungi, Ascomycota, Eurotiomycetes, Onygenales, Ajellomycetaceae. The record is from RefSeq and is a predicted model, not a curated record. The coding region runs from base 323 to 832 and encodes 169 amino acids.
AACCAAUCCAAUCCCCGCCCUCGCAAGCCAGCUCCAAGAGUUGCCCUGGAACGAACGGGCGCCCCCUUAUUUCGCUGCUUGCGGCUGUGAGCCCCAAACCCGGGCGAGGUUGGGAGGAACAAGAUAUGACAACAUCAAUAUGACAACAGGGACAGAGAGCAUCCCGAGUUGUUAUGUUCCCUGCUCAUCCCCCCCGGGCGGCUAAGUUGGUUCUUGGAAUGCGGCACAGUGACACUGUCUCGUCUUGUCUUGUCUUGCCCUGUUUUUCUGUUAACAGUGUGCGCAGGUACAGGUACGCCUUGCCUUACAAAUUCGACAUGGCAUGCUGGCAUCCACAGCGCCGCUCCACAGACACUGCCGGAUCAUGAUUCUCUACCACCUUUUUUUUUUUAUUUUUUGGGAUCUUGACCAUGGCCCGCCGACGUUGAACAGGAAUCUCCGCCCUUUGAGUGACGAUUUGUUGGCAGGUGCAUGGGAGGAACACAGGGGAUUCAUCUCAGCACGGCUGUGCCGCAGAUUUAUAACCAGCAAUCCCCAAACAACCAUCUUCGAGAGGGUCAUCUUAUUGCUCCCCCACCUGCUGCGGCGUCAAUUAGCCGGCGGACUGGCUGCAUCUAAUUCUGGUCAUCUGAAUUUUCCGGCGCCGGAAGAUCGACUCCUUUGUCCUCGCCGGACUGCUUCUUCGUGCCAUGAUAGGUCCAUCGGGGGUCUCGGAAGAGCCGUUCUGCAACGUACCAAGCCUCUGCUCUACCAUCCUUUAUUAGUUAUAUCAGUCAUUCCGGUCCAGAUUUUUGGGACCAUGCUAUGCUCCACCGGAGACCCGUUUUACUGACAAUGCGUUUGUUCCAUUCACUUAUCACAGCCACACGAUGCCCUGGGUAGGAACUAUAUCAGCCUGUUUCAUAGCCGCGCCUGGAUAGCCAAUACCGUCCAAUAACGGGAUUCCCAUGAACCGCUUGAUAUCGAUUCUACAUGGAAUUCUGUGGAUUACCAAAGGUAUGAUAGAUGUCAAAUUUGCAGGGCCCUCCAAUGACCGUCUGCUAUCCACCUUGAGGCUAAAAAGAAAAUAUGUCAUCCCACGCUCCAUCUUCUAGCCAAAGUAUGACUCCCUUCCGUCACAUUUGCGGUGCAAUUAGACUACUACUGCUACUACGCAAAAUUUCAUGGUUGUUCGUGAUCAGGCACGGCCUGGGGCAAAGGUUGGAAUCAGCCCACCCCACACCAGGUGGCGACUAUCACAGGGUGUCUUUCUACUUCAAUGAAUCAUCUACCCACUGUCCUUAUUUGUUACCAUGCAUUUGUGAUGAGGGCAUAUUUUGACAAACAGGAUUUCAAAAAGGGGCCCAAAGGGGGCUUAUCAUUUUGCUGCGCUCCGAGCUCCUGAGCGAGCGGACCAUUUCAUUUCGCCGUUAAAUCCCGGAAAAGGCUCGUCGUGAUUACAAUCAGCAGAUCCGCAGAUUGCACACGACCACAACUUGCCAGGGGAACAACAAGACUAUUAAGAGUUCGGUGCCGAACAAGUAUCGCUUCUAGAUUGAAAACUACAUUUGGAUGACCUAUGAAAUGCCUCCACAUGGAACCGCAACCGUAGACAUGCGCGGACCAACGAAGCCCCCCACCUAUCCAGAUGGGACUUCUGCAGUAAUUUAUUUCUUGCUCCCUCAGGCAAACUGCUGACUGUCAUUUAGUCGACGUUCGAGCUUAUCUCUGCAGAAAAAUCCGACAGCUACGUGGAGAUUUCAUGCAAAAGCCACGAGCGGUAGGUAGGCCGGUAGCAAAGCACAUACAUCCGGACCAGCCACUACUGUAACAUGUAUGUAUUUCUUAGCUGUGAUUAGAAACCCGUUCGCUCUGUCUCCCAUGUGUAGGGCCACGCAAAUCGGACCCUUUCUACAUAUAUGUAUGUACAUGUACUUCCGCACUAGGAGCUAGGUCUAAAUUUUAAAUUGAGUCCUCAUGUUUGAAAUAGAACUUCGACACUGUUAGUACGAGCGCAA